Paramecium primaurelia is the source of this 865-nucleotide messenger RNA. NCBI's taxonomy places the organism in Eukaryota, Ciliophora, Oligohymenophorea, Peniculida, Parameciidae. The record is from the annotation of a GenBank genome assembly.
AUGUAAUAAGUGACUCCUGCAUAUGUGAAAUCGUUAACAGGACCUACUGCUAAGUAGAUAGAUAUAACAAUUUAGUUUUCUAUGUCCAGUAAGUGCUAAUAUUUACAACAUUUAAUUUUUGAAAUUUAGAAUUCGUGAUAUGGAUUCAGGUUAAGUUUUAUUUGAAGUAGAAAGAGAUCCAGAUGAAUAACCAAUAGGUAUAUAAAUUAAUUAAAAUAUAAGAAANGUUUAUAGUGUUUUAUCAAGCACUUUUUGGACUUCAAUUAUUAUUCAUAGUUUGUAUCAUUCUUUAAGAGAGAGUGAAACAAAUUAUUAUAUGCAGUCAUAUUAUCCUGGAUUAGGCUAUGGAAUACCUCUGAUAAUAUCAAUAAUGUAUGUAUUGUUAGUGAAAAAGACCAAUAAUUAUUGAUGCAUAUGGUUAAUACUAUCCAAUGCCAUAAACAAAUUGUUUCUUUGAUAUCAAUAAUGAAAAUAUGGAACUAUAUAUAAUGAUAUUUUUUGAUAUCCCUAUAUGGACAAUGUUUCUAUAUAACAUAAUAGUAAUCAUUCUUGUGAUUAGAAUUAUCAAUAAAAAUAACAUUGUAAAUCAAUCUUUGUAUACCUUAUUUAUGUAUCCUGGAAUUUUGGUAAUUUGUUGGAUAAUUGUAUAAUAUAAUAUAAUUUUUAGCCUGGCUUUGUGAAUCUUAUUGGAGUUAAAUCAGUAAUAUGGAAAAGCAUUGAUUUUGGAUUGGGAAGUUUAAUUGGUUUUUUUGAUUCAUAUUGGUAUUGUUACACAGCAUUAGCAGAUAGAUUAUUUUACGAAAAUGGAGAAUUUGUAAUACGUAUUAAAGAUAAUACAGAAGAAUAAGAAUUACCUAAAAUUUGA